Messenger RNA from Gigantopelta aegis, 1319 nucleotides. Its product is annotated as 2'-5'-oligoadenylate synthase 2-like. The record is from RefSeq and is a predicted model, not a curated record. NCBI's taxonomy places the organism in Eukaryota, Metazoa, Mollusca, Gastropoda, Neomphalida, Peltospiridae. Gene Ontology annotation, cellular component: membrane; cytosol; nucleoplasm. Gene Ontology annotation, biological process: regulation of ribonuclease activity. The coding region runs from base 103 to 1140 and encodes 345 amino acids. Gene Ontology annotation, molecular function: double-stranded RNA binding; 2'-5'-oligoadenylate synthetase activity. The transcript is spliced from 5 exons.
UUUUUUUUUUUUCCAAUUCACUUACUGAAUCAUUAUAUCGCAGGCGAAACAUUUAAUUUCGUAGAAUUCUUGUUUUAUUCCAGGUGUUCAUUGUCAUACACUAUGUAUUCGAACCCUUCGACAGUGUAUGCUCCUAUCGAGGAUUCUCCCGUGACAUUUACAUGCGAUUUCCCCAAUGUCUUCAAAGGAAUGGAAGAAUAUGAAUCGAUGGCCGAUUUCAUCGAGAGAGUGGUUCGGCCCGAUGACGAGUACAACCGACGGUGUGAGGAUCUGGUGAACAGGCUGAAGAAGUUCCUAGAAAACAACACUGGACUCGGUGUGAAAAGGGUGUUUGUCGGUGGAUCGGUGGGGAAAAUGACAAGUCUAUCACAUUAUUCUGAUGUCGAUCUGAUUGUUUUUAUUGAUGACUAUCCCACCAUGGUCGAGUUCCAAAAAAACCUGGACAGCGUUUUACAAAAACUGGAACAACACGUCCUGCACGACUUGAACUGGGCACAAGAAGUGGAACACACCCGCACCACACAUCACGCCGUUCAGUUCAAGACAAAGCUGAAGGGAUACACUGACGCUGUCCUGCGGAAAGUUGAUCUCUUGCCAGCGUUAGAUCGACUUGAUCAAGUGCCCAUGGAUCACGUCUACAACGAAAUGAAGGCACUGUCGGCCAAAGAACGAAGAUACUACUCUGUAUGUUUCACCGAGGAGCAAACAGAAUUUGUCAAAUCCAUGCCACAUGAAGUUAGGGAUUUGAUACGAUUUGUGAAGUACUGGAAAGAGACAAAUGACCUUCCAGUGAGGUCAUAUUUCCUGGAGCUGCUCGUUAUAUACAUUUGGAGUGAAAGGCGGCAAAGAUUCGAAACGUUCUGCGUUUGUUCCAUGUUUAAACGAGUAGUUUAUGCACUGAGAAACAUUGCCCAAAUGGAGAUAACAUGGCCGGACAUAUAUACCUCUACAGACUACUCUCCUCUGCCACCUAAACCAGUUCUGCUGGAUCCGAUGAACCCCUACAACAACGUAGCGCCAUCUGGUGAUGAUUUGGAAGAAAUUGUUGACAAAUCGAUAGAUCUUCUGAUCAGACUCGAGGAUCUGAUGUCAAAGGAUACAUUUGAAUUUCACAAAGAUGCCUGCUGUGUCUUGAGUUAACCGAGACUGGUUGUCGUUUGUUGUCACGAUUAACAGGCCUUUUGAAGAUUAGUUAAAAAAAACAAACAAAAAAAACAAACAAACCCACAGAACUUUCAACUGGAGGACACGAUUAUAUUACUGUGAAGCGUCAACACAAGCAGAACACAUAGAUUUAGAAAUAAAGGCAAUGAUGCCAA